AUGAAUCAGAAUUUAGUUCAUCCCACCUCAAUCACAUCCCCGCGAAGAGAGGAUACACGGUCUCGCGAAACAUCCUCGGUAUACUCUUCUCCCGUCUCGACCUCGUCCCAGCGAGGCGUUUCCCCUAUUGGUCUUGGGAUUUCCCGCUGCGAAAUCGAGAAUGCAUUCGGUCAACUGAGGGUCUUCCCUCCCACGCCUACACUGCCAUCACAACUAGUUCCUGGAGCGCCAACUCCCACUUUCGCUUUAACCUAUGACGACUACUCCAGCGGAACAUGUUAUCCACCAGUUUACAACGGAUUCAUCAACAGUACUUCAGAGACUUCACUGGGGUUCUACAGCCCCCCGGCGAUGAGCGCAUCCCCCAGUUACAACUCUACCAUGGAGGUUGUCCCUGGAAAUAAUGUCUUCCCAGGCCAAAUGACCGAUAUUUGGAUGCACACGCCUUGCUCGGGACCGACAACGCCAUCGGAUGUUACUCCAGUCACUGUAGCGAACGGAGUGGCAGGACAAUGGGGCCAGAGUGUGUUUCCGGAUGCGUGUAUCUCCUCCACGAUGCCCCUAUUGCCAAUCAACAACGUUUCCUACCUUGGGGCGAUGGGAGAGGAGAUUGGAUACGACAGAUCCUCCAUCAACACUGGGCAAGUCGUGUCUCAACCACAAACAUCUUCCGAUGGAACCGCCGAUGGUAUCACAAAUUCGAGCAAAAGAGAGCGCGGCGCAUCAAAUGACAGACUAGUUUCUGCCAGUGGCCUGGAAUGUCCCAUUUGUGGCGCCAAAUUUACCCGACGCUCCAACUGUAAGGAGCACCAGAAGAUGCACAACCCCGAAUGGAAGAACAACUAUCCAUGCGAUGAAUGCCACAAAACCUUUGGGCGAAGCUCAGAUCUUAAAAGACACAUGAACACCGUUCAUCUCGGGCUUCGGAAGUACAGCUGUGACUCUUGCGACCGGCGUUUCAGUCGGCAGGAUAGUCUGGCUAGACAUGAUUGCGGAGAGAAGCGCAACGCUGCGAAGUCUACAGGCCACGCUGAGCCAUCUUCGCUUGUUCCCAGGCAGCGCCAACGAGCAUCGAACCACGGUCACUCGGCUAGUUAG
This is a messenger RNA of Penicillium samsonianum, 1098 nucleotides long. RefSeq lists its product as uncharacterized. Bases 1 to 1098 code for a protein of 365 amino acids. The record is from RefSeq and is a predicted model, not a curated record. Gene Ontology annotation, biological process: regulation of transcription by RNA polymerase II. The transcript has 3 exons. Gene Ontology annotation, cellular component: nucleus. NCBI's taxonomy places the organism in Eukaryota, Fungi, Ascomycota, Eurotiomycetes, Eurotiales, Aspergillaceae. Gene Ontology annotation, molecular function: RNA polymerase II cis-regulatory region sequence-specific DNA binding; DNA-binding transcription factor activity, RNA polymerase II-specific.